UGUUUGGCUCUACUGCUACCGCUAUUCCCUCUUCGGCUCACCCCCAACCAUCCAGCGCAUUGUCCAGCUCUAGUCCAACUGGGACACAAAGCGGUAGCCAAGUGACCACCUCCGGCUCUGCUUGGGCAUUCGGCUCCGGUUCACAGUCUACGACGACAUCCUCCGUGACCCAGACGAGCUCCGCGACGACAUCCACCUUCUCAUCGGACUCUACUUCCACCACUUCGCUCUACGGAGCCUGGGGUACGGCCUCUAAUGGAGGGGGUGGAGGAUCAGGGGCAACUGCCACCGGACAAGGUGUCUCGCCUUCAUCCUCUUCGGGCAGCUCUGGCUCCGGCUCUGGCUCCGGCUCUGGUUCCGGCUCUGGCUCCCUCAGCAGCCAAACUAAAGGCAAGAUAGCUGGGGGUGUGGUUGGUGGUGUGGCUGCUGCUAUGUUCGUGUUCGUAAUUGUUGUCUGGCUGCUUCGCCGACGCAAGAAGAACAUCUUGCCGCCAUCUGGGGAUGCCCUCCCCGAGCCGGACACGACCGGGACAGCCGAAGGCUCUCUCCCGCGCUCCGCAGAGAUGACAUCGCGGCGGUCAAGCGACGACCCCCUGUUUACUGCGUCAUACUUUGCCCCGGCUUUCAUGAAGCGAUGGCGCCAGUCGCACAUGACGACACGCACCGACAGUACUCUGAGCUCCGAGCCCAGCGAACGCGGAUUCCAAAAGAUCUCCGGCCGGAAGAUUCCUUCAGUGCUGCAGUCAGGAGGAGACGGCUACGGCGGUGGAUAUGAACCGGGAUCCCCUACUGCGUCUGAGCCGAGCACGCUUUUUUCUCCAAGCUCACCAGUUCAGCCCCGGUCACCGCCAACACAACCGCCCGUAGCGACACCGUAUGGCAUGCCGUUGGAUACCAGCUAUACUCGAGAAGCGGCGGAGGUAGGAGGUGUUGUGGUGUUUCGACCAUCGCCAGCCCGCACACCAGUUACUGGGUCCGCCAAUGCCAGUCUGUCCAAUGAGCCAACCGGGCCGCGGGUCGUUUCGCAAGUCGGGGCGCUCUCUCCGACAAUGCCGAAGCGGCCUGAUGCGCUCGGACGAAGCCAUCCGAGCUUCGAUGGCAGUCGGGGCAGUCGGUUCACGGAGAGUAUAUGAAAGGUUCCCCGGGGAGGUGAGAGUAUAUAUUGGUGCUCUGUACAUACGUGGAGGAGUUAUACAUAGGGUUUCCGGGUGGUGUUCCCGGACUGGCGAUGGUGAUCAUGUCUGGAUUCUGUACUACUUGCUAGCCUGUUUCUUAUGGAUACCCCAAUUCAUUUUCUUUGCAUGUUUGUGUCGUUUGUGAGAGACUUGCGCUCAUCUACUGAUAAUUACAAUUGAAUAAUGUCUACUGUCCAGUCUGAAUUAGAACCCUACCUUUCAUUGCAACUGUGUCCUGACCCAUAGUUACAUGUGAGGCUUGCUGUUAUCAGCCGAUGACAUAAGAUGCCACCAACCAACCAGCGACGCGGCUUUAUCAUCCGCACCCGGCGAUCCCUU
This is a messenger RNA of Aspergillus welwitschiae, 1514 nucleotides long. RefSeq lists its product as uncharacterized. Lineage: Eukaryota; Fungi; Ascomycota; Eurotiomycetes; Eurotiales; Aspergillaceae. The transcript has a single exon. The coding region runs from base 432 to 1133 and encodes 233 amino acids. The record is from RefSeq and is a predicted model, not a curated record.